UGUCGCGUACUUAUAAACUCUGAUGAUUUCGCACAUAUUGGCGUUGCGAAGAACGCGGCUAAACUACAAUACGCGUGUUUCAGGGCUCAGUCCCUCACCUGCACGCAACGCAGACAGUGGCAUGUGGCAGUGUAGCAUCAAUUUUACAGCGUUACUUUUAUGACACGUAUAAAACGUGUUGACAUUAUAUUUAGAUAGAUAGGUCACGUUGAUUUGUACAAUGCAAAUCGUUGCGAUGUACAUGGCAUUUUUGUGUUCAGCUAUGAGGUAAAAAGUGUGUGAAAGAAAAUCUGUAACAGUGUUUUUAUACAAGUUUUAUUUUUUAUAUAUUGUCUUUUAGAGUUAAAAAAAAGAGAACAUAUUAUGGGAUUACGUAACUAUAUAUAUUGUAGCAAGAACUUCCAAAAAGGAAAUAGCUCGCAGCACAAUUCAAUCAAGUGAAAGGAGUACCAAUUAUGUCGACUUGGUCUUAAAAAGAAAUAGCGUGUCGUAAAAAGACGAGAAAUUUUCGAGAGAACAAUACCAUAAUGAAUUCAACGGACUCGUAAACGUUUAAUUUUUUGCUCUUCCGGUCUAUUCUUGGAAACAGUGCAGAAUUGAAAACAUGAACAGCGCCGAGCGAACACCUCUCUUGGAUGCGGGAAGGUUGACAAUAUCUACAAAACUCGCUUACGCUCUCGGACAUGUUUUCAACGAUCUGGCGGCCGCAAUGUGGUUUUCUUACACUCUGAUUUACCUUCAACGAGUGGCAUUAUUGAAACCUAUCGCCGCGGGUGCACUUCUACUUCUAGGUCAGAUCAUCGACGCGAUUAUGACACCUGUGUUCGGCUUUCUCGUCGAUCGAUAUUGUAAGAAGAAGAUCUGGCACGUCGUCGGUUCCGUCAUGGUCACGCUGAGCUUUCCCGUGAUAUUCGGCGGUUUCGCCAGUUCGUCCCCCACAAUUGCCAUGCUUGUCUACGUAACGAGCAUCACGAUAUUUCAGACGGGUUGGGCGGCCGUCCAGAUCUCUCAUCUAUCAAUGAUUCCCUCGUUAACCAAUUCACUUCUGGCCCGAGCCGAUCUGACCGCGAUAAGAUACUCCGCACAAGUCAGCGCGGCUGUGGUAGUUUUUGUGGUCACGUGGAUAGUAUUACCGACCAGUGGAGAAUCAAUGGUCCAGUUAGAUCAGCAAGACGACUACAAAUUCAGAAACAUCGUCGUGAUCCUUACGAGUUUCGGUUUAACCGCGACCGUGUUCUUCCACAUGUUUUUGAAGGCGAAUCUUCUGGAACAAAAUUCAUUCCCGAAGAACGCAAACGUGGAAGAAGCGAGCAGCGGCAUAUCGGACAACUCGUCGAAUCGCCGAAUGUCAUGGGUCGCCAUUACAAUUCUAUUGAGAGUCGCGAUGCUGUACGUGGCAAGCAGAUUGUUUAUCAUUCUUGCUACGGUCUAUUUGCCUUUGUACAUAGAAGAGACUAAAGUUGGAGGCAAACAGGCGCUGGCUACCGUGCCCUUGGUCUUGUACGUGUCUUCGUUCGCGGCCGCAUUGCUGCUCAAAUACAUCAACAGAACGUGCGGCACGAAGGUUUGCUAUUUUCUCGGUGCCGUAAUUGGCAUAAUGGCCGCGGUGGUGACGGAAUUUGUUAAAAGCAGCACCGCAGUGAUUUACGUUGUCGCUGUGUUAGUUGGCACGGGAAGCUCCAUUACAAUGGUCACCGCGCUCAGUGUCACCGCCGAAUUAAUUGGCUCGAGGACGGAACGCAGUGCGCUCGUGUACUCCGCCGUAACUUUCCUCGACAAAAUCAUCACAGGUCUGGUGGUGAUACUCAUUGAAAAAUGGAGGUGCAACGACAGCGAGCUCUGUCCCACUUACAAUCGCGACACAUUGUCCGUCGUGUGCGUCUCGUCGAUGAUUCUGGGACUUCUGACGCUACUGUCUGUGUCGCGUUGCCUAACUUGAAUUAACGGUGAUGACAUAUUUGUCAUUUUUGUAAACACACGAACAUUAUUUUUACAAAGCAAUAACAAAUGACUUUAUAUAUUUAUACAAAUUA
Molecule: messenger RNA, 2033 nt
Organism: Pseudomyrmex gracilis
Lineage: Eukaryota; Metazoa; Arthropoda; Insecta; Hymenoptera; Formicidae
Product: major facilitator superfamily domain-containing protein 12-like
Exons: 8
Coding region: 605-1939 (444 amino acids)
Biological process (GO): carbohydrate transport
Cellular component (GO): membrane
Molecular function (GO): symporter activity
Source: RefSeq, a predicted model, not a curated record